Messenger RNA from Striga asiatica, 765 nucleotides. Lineage: Eukaryota; Viridiplantae; Streptophyta; Magnoliopsida; Lamiales; Orobanchaceae. The record is from the annotation of a GenBank genome assembly.
UUACCACAUCUUGCUUUUGUUCCCUGUACUCCACCAAGCAAGAGUGCUUCACUUGGGAUAGGGAAAUGUAAAGUGUCUCAGCCAGUUCUGUGUUCAUUUUCCCCAGUGCCUAAGAGUCUGAGUCAUGAAGUGGAAGACAGGGAAAGUGCCUCGUAUAAGUGGCGAUUGCUAAUUUCAUAUGAUGGUACCCGCUUUUCAGGAUGGCAAUAUCAACAGUCAACACCGACUGUACAAUGUUUAGUGGAAGAAGCUUUGACUCGUAUUACAAAACUCGAACGCAAUCAACUUUGUUUAGUUGGUGCAGGUCGAACAGAUGCCGGAGUUCAUGCCUGGGGUCAGGUGGCACACUUCAUUACACCUUUCAAGUACGACAGCUUGGAAAGUGUUCACCGAGCGUUAAAUGGUCUUCUUCCUUCUGAUAUCAGAAUAAGAGAGAUAAGAGCCGUGAUGCCUGAAUUUCAUGCCCGGUUUUCUGUUAGUAGCAAGAUAUAUAAGUACAAGAUUUAUAAUGAUACCAUCAUGGAUCCAUUUCACAGGCACUAUGUUUAUCAUAGUGUCUAUAAACUAAAUACAGAUGCAAUGAGAGAUGCUGCAAAGCAUUUUGUUGGAAAGCAUGACUUCUCUGCUUUUGCAAAUGUUUCACGAAAUGAUGGGAUGCCAAACCCAAUGAAGAAUAUCAUACGCUUAGAUGUGAAUGAGAUGGGACCUCUGUUGCAGCUUGAAGUUGAAGGAUCAGGUUUUCUAUAUAGACAAGUUCGGAACAUG